GUAGCGAUAUUUUUCAAUUUUUAUAAUUAGUAUUUGUGGCGUGCGCUUUCGUAAAUGUUGCGCUGAUUUCGGAUUGUUUUUUGCUAUUUCUUCUUGAAAACGCCAAGACGCGCUGCUUGGGAAAAUUGAAAAAUACAAAAUAAUAGUCGAGGAAACGCGCAAAAAUUCGAAUGGCUGAAAGUGCAUGUAAAUUGUAAAACAGGACAAAAAUUUGCAAUAAACCAAAAUAAAUAAAUAGAUCGAAAUUCGAGAGUGGAAAUUAAAUUUGGAAUCGGAAUCGCUCUUGAAAUUGUCGCUGCUUCUGUUGUGUGUCUAUUUCUGUCGAAUAGCUGCCAAAUAUCGUACAAUUUCAAUUAUUCUAACAACACAUGAAAAUACGCUCUUUAUAUUGUAAAUACGUAUAUUCUAUUAUACUAUACUUAACUUAUAUAUAUGCAUACAGUACAAUGCAAAUGCUCGCCCCGUCGAGUAAAUGCCAAAGACAAGUCUAGUCAUAGCACGAAAACGGACAACAGAAAUCGAAAACUUUUAGUACAAUUCAUUCAGAGGAAGAGUCUUAACUUGCCAACCCGAUUUCCAGUCAGUUCUUUUCCCCCUCACUCACAUGUGGAUAUUCACGCAUAUUAUUAAUAUUAUCGGAUUUUCGUCAGAGCGAAUAAGAAGAAGAGUAGAAGAAGCCCACGCGCGAAAAGAAAAUGGCUACGUUUUUAAGUCGUUUUCAUCGGGAAAAAAGCGAAAAGACUUUGCCAAAUGCUGUGAAUGCCGCAGACAGCAGUAGCAAGAAAACAGCUGAUAUGGAGGCGGCGACGCCGACUGAGGCAGCGGCAGCGGCAGCGCAGCCGCGUCAACAGCGACGCUACAUGCGCAGCGCAACGGCAGCGAGCGUAACGCAACUGCUCUCUGAAAGCUGCAACAGUUUGCUGCAGCGCUUUCGACGCAAUCCGAGCGAACGACCUGAUAACAAACAGCAGCAGCAGCAACACCAACAACAGCAGCAGCAGCAGCAGCACCGCAAUCGUGCAGCGGCCAUACCCGAGGAUAACACCAACAGCAGCAGCAAUAACAACAGCAACAACAGUAAGGAAAGCAACGAAAACAGACGCAGUAGCUCUAAGACCCCAACGAAUGAAAGCUUCAAUAACAAUAACAACAACAGUAAUAAUAGGAACAACAAAAACAACAACAACAAAGACAAAGACAAAGGCAAUCUCACAAAACAGAAACGUCGCCGCAGCUCGGAAAAAUCUACGAGCGGUCGUAGACGCCCGGAAGGGGAACGUGAACGCGAACGGGAACGGGAACGGGAACGGGAUAAAGAACGAGAUAGGGAUAGGGAACGGGAACAGAACGCCAUGAGCGAUCGUCAUAGACGUUACUAUGCCGGCGGUGGCCUCGGCUAUCAUCCGAUUAGCUCCACCAGCGGCAGCAGCAGCAACGCUCUCAUGGGUCGCUAUCAGAAGAGCUCAACGACGGCCAAUGCGCUCGACCGGCUGCGCACCCAUCUGAGUCCCGUGGGCAGUAGCUAUAACUAUAAGCCCGCUAUACGAGGAUUGGGCACCGGCUUAAGGCGUGACCUGGACGAUGUUAGUAUGAUAAGAGCGUGCCGCCGUGUGAAUGCCAAUGGAGAGCGUAGCGCGUGUUAUUUGAUCAGAACCAAAAUCAUCCCGUGACUCACGGUCAGAGCAUUUGCUUGCUUUCUGUCUAGUUUUUUACGCUUUGGAAAACACUUGGAACUUAGUUGGCCCAUUUUCACCUGUCAUCGUGAGUCACAGCAAAGUCAAGUCGCUGUCCCAAUUCUGUCAGAGCUUGAACAAGGCGGGUUGGAGGUGGAAGGAGAUUG
Molecule: messenger RNA, 1840 nt
Organism: Drosophila hydei
Lineage: Eukaryota; Metazoa; Arthropoda; Insecta; Diptera; Drosophilidae
Product: myb-like protein AA
Exons: 2
Coding region: 696-1670 (324 amino acids)
Source: RefSeq, a predicted model, not a curated record